CAGGGCCUCUGGCCGAGCGGCGGCCGAACGGGGCCUCGGGGAGCCAGCUGCGGGCGGGCGGCAGGAGGAAGCGGCCGCGGCGCGUCCCCGGAGGAGCGCGCCAUGGCGGGCGGGCCCCCCAAGGCCCUGCCGUCCACGGGCCCCCACUCCCUACGCGACAUGCCGCACCCGCUGGCUGGCUCCAGCAGCGAAGAGGCCGUGGGUGGCGACAGCACGCCCAGCCCGGACCUGCUGAUGGGCCGCAGCUUCGGUGACAAGGAUCUGAUUUUGCCCAACGGUGGAACUCCCGCAGGCACUUCAAGUCCAGCUUCUUCGUCUUCCCUUCUCAACAGACUUCAACUUGAUGAUGACAUCGAUGGUGAGACCCGAGAUCUCUUUGUCACAGUUGACGAUCCCAAGAAACACGUGUGUACGAUGGAGACCUACAUCACGUAUAGGAUCACCACGAAAAGUACCCGGGUGGAGUUUGACCUGCCAGAAUAUUCUGUUCGUCGAAGAUACCAGGAUUUUGACUGGUUGAGGAACAAAUUGGAAGAAUCCCAGCCCACUCAUCUCAUUCCCCCGCUUCCUGAGAAGUUUGUGGUGAAAGGUGUUGUGGAUCGUUUUUCAGAAGAGUUUGUGGAGACCAGAAGAAAAGCUUUGGAUAAAUUCCUGAAAAGAAUUACGGAUCAUCCUGUGCUCUCCUUCAAUGAGCACUUUAAUGUUUUCCUUACUGCUAAGGACCUGAACAUCUACAAGAAGCAGGGGAUGGCAUUGCUGACCAGAGUGGGUGAGUCGGUCAAGCACGUCACCGGUGGCUACAAGCUGAGGACUCGGCCUCUUGAGUUUGCAGCUAUAGGUGAUUACUUAGACACGUUUGCUCUCAAACUGGGGACCAUUGAUCGAAUAGCCCAGCGGAUCAUCAAAGAAGAAAUAGAGUAUCUUGUGGAGCUGAGAGAAUACGGGCCUGUGUACUCCACAUGGAGCGCGCUGGAGGGUGAGCUGGCUGAACCCCUGGAGGGCGUGUCGGGUUGCAUCGGCAACUGCUCUACAGCCUUGGAAGAGCUGACGGAUGACAUGACUGAAGACUUUCUACCUGUGCUCAGGGAAUACAUUUUAUACUCUGACUCCAUGAAGAGCGUAUUGAAGAAGAGGGACCAAGUCCAAGCGGAGUACGAAGCCAAACUGGAAGCUGUGGCUCUGAGAAAGGAAGAACGCCCCAAGGUGCCAGCAGACGUUGAGAAAUGCCAGGAUCGGAUGGAGUGUUUCAACGCUGACCUGAAGGCUGACAUGGAGAGGUGGCAGAACAACAAGAGGCAGGACUUCCGGCAGCUGCUCAUGGGGAUGGCGGACAAGAACAUCCAAUAUUACGAGAAGUGCCUCAUGGCGUGGGAGUCGAUUAUUCCACUGCUGCAGGAGAAACAAGAGGCCAAGUAAGUUCCUUCUUGGGACAGAGACUCUUCUACCUGCACAGGGCAUGGCCCCCUGUACUGGAAGUCCCUGCAGUACCAGAGAGGCGGUGCUGGGAAAACCACCACAGAAACAUCUCUCGUUUGUAUUUUUUCCUCCCCCCACUUCGCCCCACAGUGGUUUCCAGUUAGUAUUUAUUCUUUGGUGGAUUCCGUGAGGCUGGAAUCAUCUCUCAGCAAAAGCAGAGUAUACGUCCGGGUUGUGAAGGAACCUAUUCAGUGGAGCACUACGGAGAUUUGAAACUGAGGGACAAGAGUCCACAGCCGGCAUCCUGACAUCUCAUGACAAUGUUCUCUUUGGGAACAGCUGAGUUGCCUGUUGCAGGGGAGAACCCAGAUCCUGCUUUUCAAGGCCUCAGAAGGAGGCAGGAGUAGCAGGCAGCUGUUGCUUCCUGUGGAGACGCGGCGGCUCUGGAACUGCCCUCUGUGGGCGUUGACUCGUCUCAGCCUAGAAGGAGGUGUGGGCGCCUCCCUGGGAAGUCCUUAAUGUCCAGUGGCCUAUAGCUGUGAGUGUGGCCUGCUGCCUGCUUGUGACGAGUGAGACCUGUUUACUGUUUGUUUCAUGUAGGGACAUUUGAAUCGGUGUCAAUACGCAUCCAUGCUUCAGGGAGCCAGCCAGCGUCCUUGUCCUUAUGCGAUGCCUUCGGAAGCUGCAGGGGACACUCCCUGAACUUGCUUCUGACACUAGAAUGCAAUAGGUGGGAAACUUUUUGUGUAAAAUGAAACAAAACGGUGCAUUUUUCUCUGUGAAGGUCUUCAGUGUUUUUCUUUAGCUUGUAAAUUGUCAUCAGAGCUGGGAUUAGAUGUGUUAGGGAACACCUACUGUCUCGAAGUCAGAGUAGCUCACUUGUUGUUGUGAUCAGUGGGCUUAUACCAAACCCCACCCCAGCGUCUGCUUUGUGCAAUUUGCCUUUACCUCACCAAAAAGACCUAGUUUAAUGUUUCCUACCAUGUCCACUGAAUGUUUGGGCAAGCUUUUGGUGAGAGGGCUGGAAUGUCGUGCUGUUAUGACACAGUUGAAAUCUGUAAACUCCAUGUGAAUGUUCUACAUAAAGUGCUUUAACCCUUAACAUUUCCUGGUCAGGAAGAGACGUCCGUACCUGGACAGGCCUCAAAGAUGACAAGUGUAACAGCGAACUCUUUGCUUCUAUUAAUAGUUAAGCUAAAAUCUCCUCAGUUUGUAGCCACAUUCUUGGGGACUACUGGCUGUGUUUAGUUAGAGCCUUCAUUUCAAACUAUUGCCAGGUUUACUUUUCAAAUCAUAAAACAGUCAAAAA
This is a messenger RNA of Lemur catta (Ring-tailed lemur), 2725 nucleotides long. RefSeq names its product sorting nexin family member 30 (gene SNX30). Gene Ontology annotation, molecular function: phosphatidylinositol binding. The transcript has 9 exons. Lineage: Eukaryota; Metazoa; Chordata; Mammalia; Primates; Lemuridae. The coding region runs from base 103 to 1416 and encodes 437 amino acids. The record is from RefSeq and is a predicted model, not a curated record.